AUGUGGAUGCUUGUAGCUGUCAGGGUCCAGGAGAGAUCUUGCCCAAAGCGUUGGUUGCCCUUGGAGUCUAUGGCGGUGGUGUGGGGGUUGGUUGCCCUUGGAGUCUACGGCGCUGCUGCGCAGGCCACUCUGUGCGCCAGCGGUUGCUCUGACUCUUGGCCUGGAGACGGCAUUUGCGACGAUGCGUGCAACAAUGCCGCGUGCAACUACGACGGUGGUGACUGCGCGGCGGGCUCCACUACUCAAGGGUCGGGAAGUGUCGCUCUCUCUGGACUUCCGGAGUUGGCUCCUGGUGGCUUACAGUGUGUGGUUGAUAUUGGCAAACAGCUAGCUAACCCGGCAAGCGCGUGCUCCCUGGACUUCAUGCAGACCUGUGCAUCCACCGGCAUUUUGAAGGCGGGGAAGAUCGUGAACUUCCUGACGGUGGCGAACCCAGAGACAACAUGUGGCCUGCCGGAGUCGUGCCAUGGACCUACAGGCUAUGAGUUUCUUUGCUGCGCCGCCUCAGACGCCGGCUGUCUCAGCGUGAAUGUGGUAGCUGUGGUGGCAAUUCUUGUUGUCGUCUUAUUGCUCCUCACGCUUUGCAUUGUCGCCUGCUGCUGCUGCUGUGGUUGUUGCGCCAGCAGCCAGAAGGUCCAGGCCUAUGCGUGGGCCCAGCCAGCGCAAGCUGGCCAGCCACAACCCCAACCACUUGGACAUGAGCAGGGCAAGGGCGCGCCAGCCUGA
Messenger RNA from Effrenium voratum, 726 nucleotides. Lineage: Eukaryota; Dinophyceae; Suessiales; Symbiodiniaceae. The record is from the annotation of a GenBank genome assembly.